AUGAGCACGCCAACACAGACGGGAUUGACGAAACUCGGUCUCUUCCGAGCGUAUUGGCUUGGGACUGUCGCAUGUAUCGGAGGAUUUCUAUUCGGAUAUGACAGUGGCAUCGUCGGAUCGACGAUAACCCUCGCCUCCUUCGUCGAGGACUUCCGCUACGGCUCCGGCGACGCCACACGCGUCAACUCCCUCACCGUCGGCAUCCAACAAGCAGGCGCCCUUGUCGGCUGCUUCCUCGUCUGGCCGCUCACCCACCGCUGGGGCCGCCGCGGCGCCAUCGUCAUCUGCUCCUUCGUGUUCUGCAUCGGCGCGCUCAUCCAGACCAUCAACACGCACUCCCUCCCCGCCUUCUACGUCGGCCGCAUCGUCGCCGGCCUUGGCCUCGGCGGCUCCUCCGUUAUCGUGCCCAUGUUCACCGCGGAGAUGGCGCCGAAGGAGAUCCGCGGGCGCCUAGCAAGCUUUUACCAGCUCAUGUACACCGUCGGCAUCUUCCUGAGCUACUGGGUUGUGUACGGCGUGUCAAAGAACAUGGCGCCGUCGACAAGGCAGUGGCAGAUUUCGGUGGGACUGCAGUUAAUCCCAGCGGGAUUGCUGGGAUUGGGCAUGCUGACAGUGAAGGAGAGCGCGCGGUGGCUGAUGCGGAAGGGGAGGCGGGAUGAGGCUUGGGCAUCGCUGCAGUGGGUGCGCGCGGAUAGCUCGCAGGCGACGCACGACGAGCUUUUGGAGAUCGAGAACAACGUCGAGGACGAGAAACGUGCGACGGCAGGCCUUACCGUCAUCGAGUUGCUGGAAUGGAACAACCUCAAGCGGUUCCUCAUUGCCGCGGGCGUUUUCCUGUGUCAACAGUCCGUCGGGAGCACAGCUUUGGCCUACUAUGGACCGCAAUUCUUCAAGCUCCUCGUCGGUCCAGGAGACAACAACAUCCUCCUCUCUGGCAUCUUCGGUGCCGUGAAGAUCGUGGCCUGCGCCCUCUUCGUAUUCGUCUUCUCCGAGAGGAUGGGCAGGAAAGUCGCCCUCGCAGGAGGCGCGCUCGCCAUGUCAGCGUGCAUGGUCACCAUCGCCGCCGUCGUGAAGACCAAGCCUCCUCCAGGUGGUGGCGUGGUCACCUCGUCCGGCAUCGCCACCAUCGCGCUCCUGUACAUCGACAUCAUGAUCUACAACUUCUCCUGGGGACCACUACCCUGGGCGCAGGUCACCGAGCUCUUCUCCCCUCGCAUCCGCGAAAUCGGCAUGGGCGUCGGCGUCGGCUCGCAGUGGCUCUUCAACUUCGUCUACUCCUUCUCCGUCUCCUACAUGAUCGACGGUAUCGGCUGGGCGACCUUCCUCCUUUUCGGCAUCUUCGACAUCUUCAUCGCGUUGUUUACCGUCGCUGUACUCAAAGAGACGCGUGGGCUGUCGAUGGAGGAGGUGGACCGUUUAUACUUUUCUGGGAAGACGCCCGAGCGGUCGCCGUCGCCAUCCGUGUCAAAAGACUCGCUUGAGCGUGUCACGGAGUCGGAGGUGGGGAAGUAG
This is a messenger RNA of Schizophyllum commune H4-8, 1512 nucleotides long. RefSeq names its product general substrate transporter. Lineage: Eukaryota; Fungi; Basidiomycota; Agaricomycetes; Agaricales; Schizophyllaceae. The record is from RefSeq and is a predicted model, not a curated record. Gene Ontology annotation, biological process: carbohydrate transport; transmembrane transport. Gene Ontology annotation, molecular function: carbohydrate:proton symporter activity. The transcript is spliced from 7 exons. Gene Ontology annotation, cellular component: membrane. Bases 1 to 1512 code for a protein of 503 amino acids.